Molecule: messenger RNA, 1137 nt
Organism: Ceraceosorus guamensis
Lineage: Eukaryota; Fungi; Basidiomycota; Exobasidiomycetes; Ceraceosorales; Ceraceosoraceae
Exons: 3
Coding region: 1-1137 (378 amino acids)
Source: RefSeq, a predicted model, not a curated record
AUGCCCCUCGCUCCUCUGCCCAAGCCCUUCCCUCCUCCUCCUCCUCACCUCCUCACAUCCUCUCACAAGCGAGUCGAGGCAUUCUCAUCCCUUCCCGAGGGAGUCCAGCAGCAGCAGCAGAGCUUGACGCAGGGUGCUGAGCAAGGCGACAACGACGAGGUGCACGAGUAUGAGGAACAGGAGCACGAACAGGAGCAGGAGCAGGAGCAGGAGCAGGAGCAGGAGCAGCAGAAACAAAAUGAAGAGCACGAGUGGGAGUGGGAGUACGAAGAGGAGGAGCAUUUGGUGGUGAUGGAUGUCGGACCUGAUGCGGGAAGGUUGCUAAAGAGCGCAAGAGAGGUGUCCCUCACCGGUCUGGAAACGUCGACCCCGCUGGUGCGCAUCGGAGGAACAUUGUUCGUAGGCAAGUGGGACGAGCUGUUGGGUACAGAGUUGCUCUUUAGCGUACAGAAGCCACCGAGCGGAGCCAAGACGCGAACCGUGCGACCCAUCGACUUGUCUGCCUCUAGCAAUCUCGAAGCGCCGCUGCGUUGCAGUUCCAGCAGCACUUCGCACAUUCUUCUCAGUCCAGCCUCGGAGCUCAAGUCUUCUCGUGAGGAGGAGGGGGAGGGGCCAGCGAAUCCACCCUUACCGCCGCCUCGCCAACAGGCCGGAAGCUCCAGCGUAGCCCACUUGCAAAAAGCAUCAUCAUCGGCCGCCGAAGCACGAGCAGCAGUAGGGGCAGGGACAGGGGAAGGGGCAGGAGCAGCAACAACAAUAGCUCCGACCAAAAAGCAACCUGGUCGACCCAAAUUUACAGACGAAGAAAGAGCUCAAGCGGGCGUGCUUCGUGCGCUCAAAAAGGCUUCCGGUUUGCCCCUUGGCAGAGGCAAGAUCGCAGCUGGAAGUGCUACUGCGGCUGCAGCUACAGCUGUUCGGAGAGUUUCGGAGCAUGCCAGGUCUCAAGGCGUGCGGGAUGAGGAUGGGAGUACAAGUCAAGUGGACCGAGAACAGGAGCAGGAGCAGGGGCAAGAGCAAGAUGAUUCCAUGCCGGUAGACGAUGCGAUAGUUGGAGAGGUGCAACAAGGAGCUCGCAGAGGGGUUAGGCAGGACGAUGCUGCUGAGAAAAAUGAAGAGGAUGAAAGGAUGGGCACCUGA